This is a messenger RNA of Glycine soja, 3061 nucleotides long. RefSeq names its product probable serine/threonine-protein kinase At1g54610. The transcript is spliced from 8 exons. Gene Ontology annotation, biological process: positive regulation of transcription elongation by RNA polymerase II; protein phosphorylation. The record is from RefSeq and is a predicted model, not a curated record. NCBI's taxonomy places the organism in Eukaryota, Viridiplantae, Streptophyta, Magnoliopsida, Fabales, Fabaceae. Gene Ontology annotation, cellular component: cyclin-dependent protein kinase holoenzyme complex; nucleus. Gene Ontology annotation, molecular function: cyclin-dependent protein serine/threonine kinase activity; RNA polymerase II CTD heptapeptide repeat kinase activity; ATP binding. The coding region runs from base 685 to 2796 and encodes 703 amino acids.
CUUCCUUCCACACCGUCAAUGGCAGACUCUUGGCCCUCAGAGAAGAGAGAGAGAGAGAGAGAGAGAGAAAGAGAAAGAGAAAGAGAGAAAAGGGUCUGUUGACUGAGCUUAGUCGGCAAAAGCCGUCGUGUAAGGGAGAUAAUGUUUCUCUUUAAUUUAUGAAUACGCGUUGAAAUUUCAUCCUUACACAAGCCCAACACUUUCUUUGUUGUUAAGCUUGUCACCAACCAUUCCAUUCCAUUCUUACCCUUAAUCCCUUUCUAACUCAAGUAUAAAUUUUUCCCCUUACCCAUUAUUUUUUGUCGAUCAAUUUAAUGAUUCAUUGUCUUCAAGUGGUAGGAUCACCAUCACCCUCUAUUUUUGAAUGUUGACAAUUUAUUGGGUUAGUGUUAGUGGAGGAUUUCUUAAUUGCGUCUUUGAUUGGAAUCGCUGACUCUGUAAUUGGGUCAGUUUGAAAGUUUCAAAAGAGGGCAGAGGAAGCGUGGAUUUUCUUAUUCUUUUGUUUUUAAGGGUUCAAGGAGGAGAAAUUCCCAGCUUUGUUAUUGGAGGGGGAUGAUGCAUGAAUAUUAGCUGGUCAGUUGCAUGAUGGAGUUGUAGGUGGAGGAUAGUGAUCGUGGUUAUUGAUUGAAGGAUAAUAAUAUAUUGCAUAGUAGUUGAAUUUGUAUAAUAGCUUUGUGCUGCAACAUGGGGUGCAUAGCUUCCAAGAGUGCAGCUGUUGAAGACAGCAGGGAAGGUGUGGCAAGGGAAUUCACUUCAUCCAGCAAAAGGGCGGCCUCGAAGAUGAAGGCUUCCGUAUUGAAUUCGGAGAAAAGGAUCGAUGGGGUUUGGGGGAAAGAUAAGAUUUUGGAUGGUGCUGAUAUGAAAGUUUCAUUGAUUGACAAGGGAUCCAGUGGUUCGAUGCGGUCGAGUAAUAAUAAGAACGGGAAGAAGAAAAAGGAGAAACCUGAAUUGGCUGUUCUUGAUCAUCCUGGUCUUGGAAGGGUUCCAAAGGGUUUAGAAGGAGAGCAAGUUGCAGCAGGGUGGCCAACUUGGUUUUCUUCUGUUGCUGGUGAAGCUGUCCAAGGGUGGAUACCGCGGAAGGCGGAUACUUUUGAGAGGUUUCAUAAAAUUGGCCAAGGAACCUACAGUACUGUGUAUAAGGCUCGUGAUUUGACUGACCAAAAGAUCGUUGCGUUGAAGAGGGUACGCUUUGAUAAUUGUGAUGCUGAGAGUGUCAAGUUUAUGGCAAGGGAAAUCCUUGUUCUGCGUAGGCUUGACCAUCCAAAUGUAAUAAAGUUGGAAGGCUUGAUAACAUCGAAGACCUCUCGCAGCUUGUACCUUGUUUUUGAAUACAUGGAACAUGAUCUUACAGGACUUGCAUCAAGUCCUAGCAUUAAGUUUUCUGAACCACAGGUUAAAUGCUACAUGCAACAGCUUCUUAGUGGAUUGGAUCAUUGUCAUAGUCGUGGUGUCCUCCACCGCGACAUAAAGGGCUCAAAUCUUCUCAUUGACAAUAAUGGCAUCUUAAAGAUUGCAGAUUUUGGUCUGGCAAAUUUUAUUGACCCCCAUCACAAGGUUCCAUUGACCAGCCGUGUAGUAACUCUGUGGUAUAGACCACCAGAACUCUUACUUGGAGCAUCUAAUUACGGAGUUGCUGUGGAUUUGUGGAGCACUGGUUGCAUACUGGGGGAACUGUAUCGUAGCAGACCUAUAUUACCUGGAAAAACAGAGGUUGAACAAUUGCAUAGGAUUUUUAAACUUUGUGGCUCACCAUCUGAGGACUAUUGGUGCAAGCUGCGGACGCCACAUUCAACAGUAUUCAGGCCUCCUCACCAUUAUAGGCGUUGUGUUGCUGAAACAUUUAAAGAAUAUCCAUCUGCUGCCACAAGGCUUAUCGAAACCCUACUUUCUUUAGAUCCCACACUUCGAGGAACAGCAGCUGCAGCCCUUAAGAGUGAGUUCUUUUCAUCGGAACCCCUUCCUUGUGAUCCAUCAAGCUUACCAAAAUAUCCUCCCAGCAAAGAGAUUGACACUAAAUUGUGGGAAGAAGCAACAAGGCAUGGAGCUGAUAGGGAAAAGGAGCAAAAAUUUAGACCAGGAGGUCGACAAGAGAAAGAACCUCAGACAUUUAUAUUAUCCAAAGACAGUGCCGACUCCUGCAUAUCAAUGCAGCAAGGGCAACGCCUUCCAAACUCAAGGAGCCGGAAUGAGUUCUUCAAUCCUCACAGAGAACCUGUGUCUGGACAUUUGGUUUUUCCACAAAAACAGUCAGAAGAUCAUAAAGAAACGCUAAAUUAUUUCUCCGGCCCUCUUUAUCAGAGGCCUUUGCAUUCAGGUCCAUUGGUUCCAGGUUAUGGCUGUGAAAUGGUUGGAAGGGAAGCCGGUGAACGGCGGCCUCAUGUUUCAAACAAAGUCAACCUACCAAAACUAUCUGGGUUAGUGGCAUCUAGGACUUCUUCAUUGUCUGGAGAUCAAAAAGAAAAUCCAGUUCCUUCGAGGCCCCGGGAAACAAUUGAAGUACAAAUAUCUUUGGAGUCAACUAAUGGAUCAGAGUCAAGAAGAAGGCAUGAUACCAAACACCAUUCUCAGAGAAUUGAUCCCAGGAAAAUUGAAAAUGGAAAAGUUUCAACUGAAACCUUAAUUCAGGAUGGGCAUGGAUCCAUGGGAAACAAUAUCUACCACCUCUCUGGUCCGUUACUGGUUUCUUCAAACAACAUAGAUCAGAUGCUCAAAGAGCGUGAUCGAAAGAUCCAAGAAUAUUCAAGACGAGCAAGAAUGUACAAGUCUGGUGAGAUAGCUCAUGCAAAGCAAAAUUAGGAUGAUUCAUAGUCAAUUACAAUUUUUUUUCCAAUUACGCAGCUAGUUACAUUUUUUAAUGACCGUGAUAUUUAUCUCAAAAUUAUAGAAAGAGAGGUAAAGGGUGGAAAGUGUGUUCAUGCACGCUUCUCUUGUUAAUUACAUAUAUAGUGUAAAUUGCUAAUAAGAAUUUGAUGUUCCUUCCAUUAUUCAUGUUUUAUCCUUAUGUACAUGCGAUCCAAUUUUGAAAAAUUGAAUUACUAAAGCUCCAUUUGUUUGGUCUCAA